Molecule: messenger RNA, 1902 nt
Organism: Pyrenophora tritici-repentis Pt-1C-BFP
Lineage: Eukaryota; Fungi; Ascomycota; Dothideomycetes; Pleosporales; Pleosporaceae
Source: RefSeq, a predicted model, not a curated record
AUGUCCAAGCAGUUCAAUGAGAGUCUAAGAAAGACACUCGACAACUUUAAAGCGACGAUCCAGUCGUCAGGCUGGCAAAGAAUCGAUAAUGAAUGGAUGUCUAAAACAUUUCAAGAAAAACCUAGUGGGGAAGAUGUUGAGGUAUUCGGCUAUCUCAGCACACGGAGAGAUGUUAGCAGCAAGCUAUCGUUUACUAUGCUUCGCCACAAGAACGGAACACAGUGCAUACAACUUGUCUCUACCUCUAAUAAUGAGGAAUCGCACGCAAAGAUACGAUCGUUGAAAGAAUGGACACCCGUGAUCGUGAAAGGAAAGCUCAUGGACCGCAAACCUCCGAAAGACGACACAUAUCUAGACAUGAAACUAGAAGCACAGAAAGAAAUAGCUGUUGCUCACAUCCAGCCGCUUAAUGACAUUUCAAAUGACAUCAUCAUCAAGAACGACACGGUAUUUGGUCCUCAUCAGCGACAUCUGCAGCUUCGUACAGACAAUAUGUUGCGUCAAAAUCUCAUUCUUCGGUCGGAAGCCAUGGCCAAGGCAAGACUGCAUCUCAACGCACACAUGUGGAAGGAGAUUGAGACGCCCAUCCUUUUCAAGUCCACGCCAGAGGGUGCACGCGAGUUCCUUGUGCCUACGCGCCAGAAGGGACUGGCUUAUGCGCUACCACAAAGUCCCCAGCAGUACAAACAGAUUCUCAUGGCCUCUGGCAUUACAAAGUAUUACCAAUUUGCAAGAUGCUUUCGUGACGAAGAUCUCAGGGUUGAUCGGCAGCCGGAGUUCACUCAGCUCGAUAUGGAGAUGGCUUUUGCUGGCGAGGAAGAGGUUAUGGAAGAGAUCGAGCAAUUGCUGAAAGAGGUCUGGCAACAUGUCAAUAACGUAACUCUCCGUGGAAAGUUCCAGCGGAUGACGUACCAUGAGGCCAUGACAUCCUAUGGGUCUGAUAAACCAGAUCUACGUUUCGAAUCAAAGAUCCACGAAAUUACUCAACACCUGACAUCCGAUCUUAUUGGAAAGAUCACUUCACUACAGAACCCAGCCAUCGACGCCAUAAAAAUAUCCAUAUCCGAAGACCCUAAGGUAACCCGCAAAUUCAUUGCCAGCUUCCUCGAUAGCCCAGAUGGCAAACCCUACCUUGACAACGCAGACGGCCAACCCGGCAUCUUCAUCGGCGACUUAUCCCAGCCCAUGCAAGGCCUCGGUCCACUAGGCUACCAAUACGUGAUGGAGGGGCCAGAAUCUCUUGCCGUCGAGAAUGGCGAUGUUCUGGUCCUACAAGCCCGACCCAACGCGCCCUUCUCAGGCGGGUCAACCAUGCUCGGAAACCUGCGUCUCGCACUCCACAAAGCAGCCAUAGCCCAAGGUCUUAUGACUGCACCCGAAAAUUCGGACUACAAGUUCGUCUGGAUCACAGACUUCCCCUUGUUCACCCCAUCUUCGGACAGCGAGCCAGGUCAGGGUGGCGAAGCAGGCUUCUCAUCAACACACCACCCGUUUACCGCACCAAAAACACCAGAAGACGUAGAGCUACUCCUCACAGAUCCCUCCGCCGCCAAAGCAGCUCACUACGACAUCGUCGUCAAUGGUGUUGAGCUUGGUGGUGGCAGUCGCCGUAUUCACUCAGCUGCCGUGCAAGAGUUCAUUUUCAAGGAUAUCCUCAAGAUGAAGCCUGAGCGUGUAGAAGACUUCAGACACCUACUCGACGUGCUAAGAAGCGGAUGCCCUCCCCACGCGGGUAUUGCGCUGGGAUGGGACAGGCUGAUGGCAGUCCUGUGUCAUAGGGAGAGCGUUCGGGACGUCAUUGCUUUCCCCAAGAGUGGAAAGGGCGAGGACUUGCUCGUCAAGAGCCCGACGCGUAUGACGGAAGACCAACUCAGCACCUAUCAUCUGCAAGUGAAAGAGUAG